Messenger RNA from Hyla sarda, 2004 nucleotides. RefSeq lists its product as uncharacterized. Bases 491 to 1918 code for a protein of 475 amino acids. The transcript is spliced from 4 exons. NCBI's taxonomy places the organism in Eukaryota, Metazoa, Chordata, Amphibia, Anura, Hylidae. The record is from RefSeq and is a predicted model, not a curated record.
CAAAGCCAGAAGUAGUGCGGACCCCGGAAACAGAUGGUCUUGUUACAAGAACCUGGUAAGAACCUCUUCAAUCUCCUCUAUUUCUUCGAUUGGAGCCUCUUCAAGUACAUCUUCAUCUAGCUCCCAACGCAAUAAAUUUAAGAAAUCACGACGCAAACCUGAAUAUAACCAACGCUCCAAUGAAAGACGUUUUACCAGACAGAGAGGAGACACACCGGCACCUGGACCUUCCCUUAAGGUAAUUAACCUAACAGAUGUGACCUUAACCAAUGAACAGGAAUCUGUGCUUAGCCUGGGUUUAUCUUUUUGUCCUCAGGCUAACUUUAAUCUUUUCUGUACAGUAAAAGACAUUCAACUAUUUGCACGACGCCUGAUCCUCAAAAAACUGCACACAAGACACUUUGAUCUGAAUACUGAAAACCUGUUGGGUUCCACGGUAGAACAGGAGGCUAUUUUAAACUUACAAUCAUUACUGGAUGAACAGGACCCUAUGCCACAACUAGGAACAGGUGAGUACCCGCGCUACCUUUUACCUAAGAGUGUCACCUUCCCUCCUACGACUUUGGUUCCUGAGGUGGAUAUGUUUAUCAAAUUGGUAAUUAGGGACUUGAGACGCCUGGCAGAAACAAGAGCCAGUGACAAUCUAACAUACCCCCAGCGAAAGGCUGUUCAAGAACUGAGGGCUUUGAAAAACGUGGUUAUAAAACCAUCAGACAAGGGGGGUAAUGUUGUCCUAUGGCCAUCUCAUAUGUACGAGAAGGAAAUGUUUAGACAACUACGUGAUUCCAAUUGCUAUAAGCGACUCACUUUUAACCCCCUGAUGUCUUAUCAACAGGAAUUAGCUCAUAUUCUGGACAAUGCUGUGGAGGAAAACAUCUUGAAUUUGAAACAGAAACAAGGACUAAUUAUACAGUACCCGACCAUCCCUACAAUAUAUCUAUUGCCGAAGAUCCAUAAGAACGCGCUGAUACCUCCUGGAAGACCUAUUGUGUCUGGGUGUAACUCCCUGACUGAACCAAUAUGUCAAUUCCUACGUGCAAGACGCCUGUGCUCCACGGAACAGGACUUUGAAAUGCAGGCCCGUGAUCUAGAGAAAAGAUUCCGUGAAAGGGGCUAUAGCAAUCGGAGCAUUAAAAGGGCAUACUGGAGAGCGAAAAAAACGGAUCGUGCGUCAUCCCUACAUAGAACAAGGACCAACAAGACAACUGACAACCAGGUGAGGUGCAUUUUAGAUUAUAACUCUCGUAGCCAUGAGAUUAGGCAGAUACUUGAACAGCAUUGGCCCGUUCUACAAGUGGAUGAGACACUAAAUGGUAUGAUACCUUCGAGACCAGCGAUUGCAUAUAGACGGAAUAGAAACUUGAAGGACCUUCUGGUGAGGAGCCACUAUGAGACUGAGGAGCCAUAUUUAUUUGGCUCCAAGGGCCCCAAAAACGGCUGCUCCCCAUGUGGUAAAUGCCUUGCAUGUAGUAAUAUAUUACGGACUGAUAUGUUUCGCAAUUCAUCCUGUACCAAGUCAUAUGAAAUUAGGCAGAAAAUAAACUGUGUAACCAAAGGGGUGGUAUAUGUUGCACAAUGCCCAUGCGAAUUGCUAUACGUGGGCAUGACCACCAGGGAGCUCCGCCGACGGGUCAGAGAGCAUAUCCUGGAUAUUAAUGCGGCAGCCAAUGAAACAAACCUUCAGUCUUUGAAAACCCUACCAAGACACUUUAAACUUAAACAUAACAGUGAUGCCACUCUCCUCAAAUUCAUAGGUAUCGACCACGUCCCGGUGGGUAUCAGAGGUGGCCAAUGGAAGAAAUUGGUUGCACAAAGAGAAACGCGAUGGAUCUUCAGGCUGGACACACUUGUACCUCACGGCUUAAAUGAGAUGUGUUAUGAGACUUACCAACCAGGGCCAUCACGUGACUACUUCUAGCCUCCUUCUAUCGUUGGAGUGACCUUACCACCGGAAUCAUGUUGGGACUCUCUUUCUCUUAUCAAUUUUAAAACAUACUUUUUUAU